Molecule: messenger RNA, 2099 nt
Organism: Hippocampus zosterae (dwarf seahorse)
Lineage: Eukaryota; Metazoa; Chordata; Actinopteri; Syngnathiformes; Syngnathidae
Product: cell surface glycoprotein 1-like
Exons: 5
Coding region: 93-449 (118 amino acids)
Source: RefSeq, a predicted model, not a curated record
CUCCCGUGAGCAAUGUUCAAUGAUAAUUAAUAUUUAUUCAUUUCUUAACUGGUCAAAAUGAAGAAUGCUGAAUAUUUUGACACCGUAAUGUUAUGUUGCAGACACCAAGUGACCUGACUGAACCCUCUGGAGACCAUGAAUGGAAUGAUAGAUACACUUCAUCCUUACAACAGACACCAAGUGUUCCGAUCCUGAUGAAACCUUUUGAAGAUCAAGAAAGGAGUGGAAGAUCCACUUCUUCCUUACAACAGACACCAAGUGACCUGACUAAACCCUCUGGAGAACAAGAAUGGAGUGAGAGAUCCACUUCAUCCUUACAACAGACACCAAGUGACCUGACUGAACCCUCUGGAGACCAUGAAUGGAGUGAGAGAUCCACUUCAUUCUUACAACAGACACCAAGUGACCUGACUGAACCCUCUGGAGACCAUGAAUGGAAUGAGAGAUAAAUUCUCAAAAUUCUCAAAUUUUCAAAAUUCGCAUUAUUUCCUGGAAUAUCUUAUUUUGAUUAUUUUAUUUUUCCAUUUUUAAUAAAUAAUGCCUUCUUUUACAGGUGGGAAUAAGAGACGCACGUGGACAGAUUAUGAAGUGAAGGCUGUUGAGCGACAUAUGUUUGAUUUCAUAACAAGCCAUAAAGUUUCAGGUAAAACGAGCUGUGAGUCCUGUCUCCACGCAGAGCCAGCAGCUCUGAACGACAGAGGCUGGGUGUCCAUCAAAAACUACAUCCACAACAGGAUAUAACUGCAUUAAAAAGGGAAAUGAAUGGCUAGUCCAUUGAAAUGCGAGCACGUCUGGGUACAUUUCAGUUCAAGUUAACUAAAGCAAUAGCAAUGGUGCAUUUAGGGUGGGAUGGUCAAUUAUGGAUUUCAUAUUUGUUGUUGGAUACUGUGUUUCACGUUUGUUGUUUCAUGAUCUUCAAGAGCAAUUUGGAAAAUCCUUGAAGAUGUAUGAACAUGUAAAUUAUACUGUAUAUCAGGCAUGUUCCGAUCUGGGCCUGGAGAGCCACUGUCGUGCCUGUUUUCCAGCUCUCCCGGCUGCAUCACACCUGUUUCAGAUGAUCAGUUCUUCAGUCAGCUCUGAUGCAGCAUUAGAACAUCCUGGGAGAGCUGGAAAACAAAAAGACAGCGGCCCUUGAGGACCGACCUUGGACACUCCUGCUGUAUAUAAACGUACGUACGAUAUACAAACUUCUCACAAAAGAUAGGCUUAUUAGGUUUGAGGUGAUAUUUUGGAAAAACCCUAAAACAUUUGAAUUCAUCCUAUUUCAAGAAUUUCAAUACUUUUUGAAAAGUUGCUUUUGUCUAACGGUAGCUAAAGAAGUUGCUACACACAUGGCACAAUAUAUGGCCAGAUUCAUUAAAAAUUCUUCAUCGCAGUAUUCACAUUUUGACAUAAUCUUCUUCAGUUCAAACAACCCUCAUCUAUUGCAGUGCUUUGUGUCAUGGAGAGGAGGUGGCAUGUUUUCUGUGUUCAUAAUUUCAUAUUGUCAGCAAUUAAAAAAUAAGAAAGUGGACUGACCACAUAUUUAACCGUCUCUUCUUCUUCACAGCUUAUUUUACUAUCUUGUAUUAUUAAUGUGAAUAUUUGAGGGAUGACGGGUAUAACGACUGUUUGGCACAUUCGCCUCACAGUUCAGCAAUUGAUAUUUGAAUGUUUGAAUCUGGGCAUCCUUCCUUUGUAGAGUUCUCCCCAUGCCUGAGCAUGACAAUUGGACACAUGUGCCUAACAUAUACUGUUGGUAUGUAACAUGAGUCAAUUUAAAAAUACACACUUUACUCUUAGCUGGUCUUUAUAAGUCAUAUAUACUUGAAAAUGAUGUGUAUCCAGGGGGCUCAAAAUUCACAAAAACAUGAAAUGGUAGUGUGUUUGAGGUGACUGUCUCCAUAAUACACAAAAACCUGUCAAUGUCCUCAUAUGUAGUAGUUUUGUCAUAAAUCAAAAAAAAAUUACGUCCUAGCCAAAAUCUGAGUAGAUGACUGUCUUCCUGAUUUUUUUUCAUGGUUACCAUAUUUUUUUGGAGCCUGUAGGACCACGGGAAAGGCAUGUACCCAUAUGUCGGGUGAACAAACGGACGUCCUGAAAAUGCACCAAAACACGUA